Molecule: messenger RNA, 1780 nt
Organism: Balaenoptera musculus (blue whale)
Lineage: Eukaryota; Metazoa; Chordata; Mammalia; Artiodactyla; Balaenopteridae
Gene: RILP
Product: Rab interacting lysosomal protein
Exons: 8
Coding region: 248-1426 (392 amino acids)
Biological process (GO): cilium assembly
Cellular component (GO): ciliary basal body; cytoplasm
Molecular function (GO): protein dimerization activity
Source: RefSeq, a predicted model, not a curated record
UCAGCUCCUGGACACCUGGCUGGAAGUUGGCUGUCCUGCUUCCUGUGACCUUGGGGGCUUGAACAGGACAGGGAGCAGGGCACUGAGACUCUCCUUCCCCAGCCUUUUUCCCUUAAUCCCUCCUCCCUUGUCGCUUCUACCCCGCCCUCUACCGUCCUAAACUGCUUCCUGGGCCAGGACUGGUCGGCCUUUUCCUUCCCCAGUUGUGGGGAGAAGGGUGUCGCAGCCCUAGUCGCCUUCGGGGGACAUGGAGCCCAGGAGGGUGGGGCCUGGGGCGCACUGCUGGGGGCCUCGGGUGGCCGCGGGGUCGGGGACGGCUGCGGAGCUCGUGUACUACCUAGCGGGGGCCUUGGGCACUGAGCUGAAGGAGCUGGCGCGCCGCUUCGGGCCGGAGGCGGCGGCCGGGCUCGUGCCGCUGGUGGUGCAGGCGCUGGAGCUCCUGGAAAAGGCGGCUGUGGGGCCCGCCCCGGACUCGCUGCAGGUAUCCGCGCAGCAGGCCGAACUCGAGCUGCGGCGGCUGCGGGAGGAGAACGAGCGCCUCUGCAAAGAGUUGCGCUCUGGGCCACAGGAGGAGCGCGCUCUGCUGCGGCAGCUCAAGGAGGUGACCGACCGCCAGCGUGAUGAACUCCGGGCGCACAACCGCGACCUGCGGCAGCGCAGCCAGGAGACGGAAGCGUUGCAGGAGCAGCUGCAGCGCCUCCUGCUGGUGAAUGCGGAGUUGCGGCACAAGCUGGCCGCAGUACAAACCCACUUGCGCGCCGCGCGGGACCGCGAGAGCGAAUCAGAGCGGCGGCGCGAAGCGACCUUGGAGCCCGCGCCAGAGCAGGCUCAGGGCCAGGCCGCGGCGCCCGGGUGCGAGCAGAGGCAGCAGCCCGAGACGGCAGCCGCGGGCACAGGAGCCCCGGAGACCCAUGAGGACCGGGUGGAUGCGCUGCCGCCGCCAGGACGCCCCCCCAAGGUAGGGCAGUGCGGCUUCAGUCGAGAGGAGGUUGAACAGAUCCUUCAGGAGAGGAAUGAGCUCAAAGCCAACGUGUUCCUGCUGAAGGAGGAGUUGGCCUACUUCCAGCGGGAGCUGCUCACAGACCACCGGGUCCCCGGGCUUCUGCUCGAAGCCAUGAAGGUGGCUAUCAGGAAGCAACGAAAGAAGAUCAAGGCCAAGAUGUUAGGGACCCCAGAGGAAGCAGAGAGCAGUGACGAUGAGGAUGGCUCAUGGCUCCUGCUCUCCAGGGAUAAGGGAGACCACCUCCAGCCCCCACCCCCUGAGUCCAGAAUACAGAGUUUCUUGGGCCUGUGGUAUCGGGGUGAAACCGAGGCCCCUGAAGCGGAGGCCGGCAUUGCGGCUACCAGCGAGGUACGGGGAGGAGAGGAGGCUCCACAGCCACCGCACUUGGAGCCUGUGGGCAGCCUGACAGCCCCCAACUCCUGACCGGCCCUGCUCUGCUCUCGAUGAAUAUCUUCAUCUGGGGUCCCAGCUGCCCCAGAGGCCUGACUUCGGAGUCUGUCUGGGGGUGGAUGGGUGACCUCAAAUGAGGACAGGGCUCCCUCCUUCCCCGCCCUCCCCGGGCUCUUUUCUAACCCUGGCCUGAGCCGGGGUGUGACGGGGAGCUCAACCUACCUUCCUUCCUGUAUCUCUGUGCCAAGCCUCCAGGGCCAGAUAAAAGUGCUGCUUCUGUGAGUUUCAGUUUCCCCAUCCAUGAAAUGGAGAGUUGACUACCUCCCUCCCAGGUGUUUGUACGGAUGGCCUAAGCUAAUGUAAUAAAGCAACUGCCCGUGAUACCCA